CUGAGAGUAUCAUUUUGGUGGAGAGUCUGGAGACCAAAAGGAGUACCGAGUCUAGAAGAAUGGCAACACCUACCAACGGAAUAAACUCAGCUCAACCUGAGAGAGGGCUUUCAGUUUUCACUCAGAAUGCUUGUCCAAUUGGUCGAGACCCUGUUAAAAUGUUGACAAAAGAAGAAAUUGAUAAAGCUCAUUCAUAUGUCUUGAUAAAUUGUGUUGAGGUUCAGCCGUACUUAGACAAGUACCGGGAUGAGCUGCAAGUUGGAAUUGUUGAUAACUCAUCGGGAUGGCAACAAAAAAACUUUGCGCAAUGGUUUAAACAACAUAUGAUGACUUUGCGGUAUCAAGAAUCAGAGGAAGCCACAAAUGAAUUGUUCUCACUGGCUUGUGGACCUCAGUCUACGAAGUCAUACCCAUGCUGUGUUAUUAAUGGAGUUUGUUUUUGGGUCAGGCGGGAUAAGCGACUUACUGCCCCCAAUCCUGGAUUGCAUAUACUUAGGAAAAUUGAAGAUAAAGUGAUCGAGUUGUUUGGUUUGGCGACCAAUGUAAUUGAAUUGGUCUAUAAACUUGGAAUGCGAGUUGUAUUAUUUACCUGUGAAUGGUUCAACACAAAUCCUAAUGAAAAUCUUAUUGAAAUGGAAAAUAAUUUAGUAAACAUAUGUGUGAGCUCUAAAUGGUAUGGUGACAAUCCUUUUGUUCUUGCAAAUGAAGCAGUGCAAGUGUUUUAUGUAGAUGACCAAAAGUGCCGGCCAAAUUGGAGAUUGGUUCAGGGACCCAAACCCAUUAAUAGAAGCAAGAAUGAAUCAAACAGGAACUCUGCAGCACUAGCACAAAGUAUAGAAAACAUCUUUGAUGGCGAACACAAGAGAGUUAGAACUGCGCCGCAGCAUAGUACAUCUGUUUCAUGUACAACAUCAUCACAGAUAGAGACGGGGAAGGAGCAGCCGAAGGAAUUUGUUGGGACUCUAGAAACAGAGCUUGAAAGUGAACGUGCAUUGUGGUCAAGUCAGAAGGCUGAACUCGAGAGUCGACGUGCAUUAGCCCAAGUUCAGAAGGCUGAACUCGAUUGCCAACGUGCAUUAAUCCUUAGCCGGAAGGUUGAACUCGAGAGCCACCGCGCACUGACCUUGAGCCAGAAGGCUGAACUUGAGAGUCAGAAAACAUUGAGCCAGAGACAGCAAAAGGAGCUUGAGAGUCAACGUUUGUUAACUAAGUAUCAACAGGCUGAACUCGAGAGCACACAGAGACUUAUUCAGGGCCAAAAUCAGCUCUAUCAGGAUCAGCAGCAACUUCUUAAAGAUCAACAAGAGCGCCUGAAACAUUUUGAGAACCUUUUUACUUAAGUCUAUAGAAUAGCUCAGUUCUAGAUGCAGCUUGCUUCGGCGCCAGAAAUUAAUUUGACCAUCUCUUUUACAUUUUUAGUCUAUGUCAGACUGCACACAGUUGGAUAAUUUUGUUGAAUUCCAAAAUGAAAAGGAAAUCUU
Messenger RNA from Papaver somniferum (opium poppy), 1481 nucleotides. RefSeq lists its product as uncharacterized. The record is from RefSeq and is a predicted model, not a curated record. Bases 60 to 1340 code for a protein of 426 amino acids. The transcript is spliced from 6 exons. NCBI's taxonomy places the organism in Eukaryota, Viridiplantae, Streptophyta, Magnoliopsida, Ranunculales, Papaveraceae.